CUUAUCGGAAGUUGGGUCUUUUGUUUUUCCGGUAGCUUCAAUGUGGUGUUGUAACAUCUCAUAAGGUCACUCACAGCGGCUGUUCGUAUCAGUUCAAACAGGUAAUCAUACAGAGUACAGCAUAUACUUUAGAUGACGGUUGAUUUACUGAUGGAGCCAGUGUAACCAGAGGAAACCGGCUGAAUCGUUAUACAUUUGUUAACCCGUUUAAAACAGUCGAACAUCAGAUCCUGCAUCAACUGCAACACCUGAAAUCCUCAGAAGACUUCUCAGCCAAUCAGAGCUCGCUGUCCACCCCCUUACCUCAUAAAGCCUGUUAAAAAAUACCAGAGGCCAAAAACUCACCAAAAGACAAAGUAAACUGUGGUAUACUUUAGCUCCAGCUUUAAACUGAUGACCCAUUCAGAUAACCAAUUCAGGGUUCGACAUCACAUUCAGUGUCUGUCGGUAAUUAUACAUCUCCCUAGACUGACAUGAGAAGAAUGUCAGUUAUGUGCUGAGAGCUGAACUUUCCCCUUCACUUCAAUUCAGUCUGAGUUUGAUCACAGCAGCAUCUUUAGAGGACAUUAAAGGAACAUCAUUAGAGGAACUGCAGCUGAAGAUACUCCAGUACCGGAGUCAUUGUGUCCUUAUAGCUCCCUGCUGACCUGGUUUCUGAUCUUUGGUCUGGUGAGUUGGUCCAAUGGCACGGCACAGUAAGCUGCAGAAGCAGGUCCUUGCUCUGUACCGGCAGUUUCUGCGGGCCGGUCAGGACAAACCAGGUUUCAUCCCACGAAUCCGUGACGAGUUCAGAGUGAAUGCUUGCAUCAAGAAGACAGACGUGAUGCACAUUGAGUAUCUGUACAGGCGAGGACAGAGACAGCUGGAGCAGCUGAGGGACGUAAACACCAAACAGCUAGGCUCUUUCUCCAAACCUGCAGAGAAGAGCUGACCUCUGACGAUGUCACUGGCUGUUAAUGCCACAAAUACCUCUCAAAGACUUGGUUACGACUGGAAUACAAGAUGCUUAAGUCCAAUUGGCA
This is a messenger RNA of Etheostoma cragini (Arkansas darter), 1022 nucleotides long. It is a transcript of the gene sdhaf1, whose product is annotated as succinate dehydrogenase complex assembly factor 1. Bases 683 to 931 code for a protein of 82 amino acids. Gene Ontology annotation, cellular component: mitochondrion. The record is from RefSeq and is a predicted model, not a curated record. NCBI's taxonomy places the organism in Eukaryota, Metazoa, Chordata, Actinopteri, Perciformes, Percidae. The transcript is spliced from 2 exons. Gene Ontology annotation, biological process: mitochondrial respiratory chain complex II assembly.